Messenger RNA from Monodelphis domestica (gray short-tailed opossum), 722 nucleotides. RefSeq names its product shisa like 2B (gene SHISAL2B). NCBI's taxonomy places the organism in Eukaryota, Metazoa, Chordata, Mammalia, Didelphimorphia, Didelphidae. The record is from RefSeq and is a predicted model, not a curated record.
AGAAGCAAUUUGGUUACUAGGGGUGGCGGGGAUUGGAGGGAACCGAGAGCUGGAGCAAGCGCCGAGGUGGGGCUGCGCGCAGGAUUUGGUGGUACACUGCUCGGAGCCGCAAUCGUCUCUUCCGUGUCUCUGCUAACAGAGGACAUGGUCGAGGCAAGCCAGGUCUGCUCGGGCUACUACAGCCUCAACCACACCUUAGUGGAGACCUUCCAGUGCCCCCGACAUGGAGAAGGGGCCACCCUCCUGUACUGCUGCGGCUUCGCCGACCUCAAGUACUGCUGCAGCGAGCCAGGCAGCUACUUCCCGUACAAGUACAGCUACAUGUGGAGCCUCAGCAUUGGUGCCUUGAUUGGACUGGGAAUUGCUGCCCUUGUUUUACUUGCCUUUGUCAUCAGCGUCUGUGUCCUUUGCUACUUAUUUCUUCAUUCAAAACCUCAGAAAUUAGACACGGGACUCAAACUCCAACACCUGGAGGCUUCUUCAGGAGAAGGUAAUUAGCAGCCAUUAUUGUGACAAUGUGUUUAUGCUGUCUCUAAAUAAGAAGAGCCCUGAGCUAGUAGCAAGUCAGGCUGUUACCACCAAGCUUCUAGCUUUUAAAUUCCAAAUUAUCCUAAAUUUGCAAAUCCCACAUUGGAUGAGGUUUUCAUGAUAGAAUAGCUUUGGGAAGUUUUCUUAAAGAAGUGAUGCCAAGCAGAGAGAGUUCCCAGGAAAAAGAAAAUGUU